UAUAUUCUCUCUUCUUCUUAUUAUUAUUAUUGUGGUUCUGACCUAUUUGUUCUUUUCUUCCUUCUCCCUUUUGCUCUUCUUCCUCUGUGUCGUCCCAUCCGAUGGCGGGCUUCGGGGGAAGCCCUUCUGGGCUGGAGCUGACCAUCGCUGUCCCUGGGCUAAGGACCUCUACGGGCUUCGAAGGGGGUGGUUGCAAUGUGAGGGAGUUGGACAUAAAUCAACCUGCUUGUGGGGCUGAGGAGGAUUUCCCCAUGGGAAGCGUAGAGGAGGAGGAAGAUGGGGGAACCCCCAGACCGAAGAAGCUCCGGCUUUCAAAAGAGCAGUCUCGGUUGCUUGAGGAAAGCUUCAGGCAGAAUCACACCCUCAACCCUAAGCAGAAGGAGGCGUUAGCAAUGAAGCUGAAGCUGAGGCCGCGACAAGUGGAGGUGUGGUUUCAGAACCGCAGGGCCAGGACGAAGCUGAAGCAGACGGAGAUGGAGUGCGAGUACCUCAAGCGGUGCUUCGGCUCGCUGACAGAGGAGAACCGCCGUCUCCAGCGUGAGGUGGAGGAACUGCGGGCCUUGCGGGUGGCGCCGCCUACCAUCCUCUCCCCUCACACCCGCCAGCCCAUGCCUGCCUCUGCCCUCACCAUGUGCCCUCGCUGUGAGCGUCUUACCUCCACUCCCCGCCCCGUCGCUGCCUCCGCCGCUGCCACCACCACCACCAGCAGCUUGCCGUCAGCCUUUCCUUUCCACCCCCGCCACCAUCCCUCCUCCGCUGCCUGCUAGCCAUGCAUAUGCUGCAUGUGAGGAACAAAAGAUGAACUCUUUCUGUCUCGAAAGAAGGGAACUUCUAAUCUUUGUGAUAAAUAUUGUAAAUGGAAGAUUUUUUUUU
Molecule: messenger RNA, 873 nt
Organism: Elaeis guineensis (African oil palm)
Lineage: Eukaryota; Viridiplantae; Streptophyta; Magnoliopsida; Arecales; Arecaceae
Product: homeobox-leucine zipper protein HOX3
Biological process (GO): regulation of DNA-templated transcription
Molecular function (GO): sequence-specific DNA binding; DNA-binding transcription factor activity, RNA polymerase II-specific
Source: RefSeq, a predicted model, not a curated record